This is a messenger RNA of Penaeus vannamei (Pacific white shrimp), 3219 nucleotides long. RefSeq names its product regulatory particle non-ATPase 1 (gene Rpn1). Gene Ontology annotation, biological process: proteasome-mediated ubiquitin-dependent protein catabolic process; regulation of protein catabolic process. The record is from RefSeq and is a predicted model, not a curated record. Gene Ontology annotation, cellular component: proteasome storage granule; proteasome regulatory particle, base subcomplex; nucleus. NCBI's taxonomy places the organism in Eukaryota, Metazoa, Arthropoda, Malacostraca, Decapoda, Penaeidae. Gene Ontology annotation, molecular function: enzyme regulator activity.
GACGGUCCGCCGCGAACCUGCCGACAAACAUCAACAAGCGAGAGGAAGACGAAGGCAGAAAGUACGCUCGCAAAAAUGCCGCAAGACACGACCAAAACCGAGAAGAAAGAGAACAAGAAAGACGAGGAGAAGAAAGAUGGCGAUCUCAAAGAGGAAUUGUCUGAAGAGGACAGACUGCUGCAGGAGGAGCUGAACAUGCUGGUAGAGCGGCUACAGGAAUCCAAUGCGGACCUUUACAAGCCAGCCCUGGAGCAGAUCCGCUCUCUUAUCCGCUCCUCCACUACAUCCAUGACCAGCGUCCCCAAACCGCUCAAGUUCAUGAGGCCGCACUACCAGACCAUGAAGGACAUACACAACAACAUCAAAGACAAUGCCCUAAAGAAGUUUGCGGCUGACAUUGUCUCUGUCUUGGCCAUGACUAUGUCUGAGGAUCGCGAAUGUCUAAAGUACCGCUUGCUGGGACAACGUGGAGACAUUGGAGACUGGGGCCAUGAAUAUGUCAGACACUUGGCUGGAGAAAUCGCACAGGAAUGGGAGACACUGGGUGAGGAUGAUGAUGCCAGGAGAGCCGAGUUGAUCAGUGAAGCCCACGUCAUUGUCCCAUACCACAUGCAGCACAAUGCAGAGGCAGAGGCGUGUGACCUGCUCAUGGAGAUGGAACAGCUGGAGCUCCUCACUUCACAGGAUUAUGUUGAUAAGGAUGCCUACUCUCGGGUGUGCUUGUACCUGACCAGCUGUGUACCUUACGUCCCAGACCCUGAGAACACCAACCUGAUCAACACGGCACUUCAGCUGUAUCGCAAAUUUGGGCAAUACCCACAGGCCAUGAGACUGGCUCUCCAACUCCAUGACUUUGACCUCAUUAAACAGCUAUUUGAUGAAUGCCCAGACAAGCUGGUGAGAAUGCAAGUGGCCUUCAUGCUGGGCCGUCAGCAGGUGUUCCUGGAGCUGCCAGAGGACAUGGAUGACUACGAAGACCUGACAGAGAUCCUAUCCAACUCCCACCUGAACACUCACUUCCUCUCCCUUGGUCGUGAGCUGGAUAUCAUGGACCCCAAAACCCCAGAGGACAUUUACAAGUCUCACCUGGAGAACAACCGACCCACCUUUGGCCCUGGCCAGGUUGACUCUGCCCGCCAGAAUCUCGCUUCCUCCUUUGUCAAUGGCUUUGUAAAUGCUGCCUUUGGAACAGACAAGCUUCUUACAGAGGACGGAAAUAAGUGGCUGUACAAAAAUAAGGAACAUGGUAUGUUGAGUGCAACAGCUUCACUUGGUCUGAUCUUACUGUGGGAUGUUGACGGAGGCCUGACACAGAUUGACAAGUACCUUUACUCCUCUGAGGACUUCAUUAAGUCUGGUGCCCUUCUGGCCUGUGGCAUUGUCAACAGUGGUGUGAGGAAUGAAUGUGACCCUGCUCUUGCCUUGCUCUCGGACUACAUCGGACAUAAAACUAUGGUCAUUCGUAUUGGAGCCAUCCUUGGACUGGGGCUGGCUUACUCUGGAAGCAACAGAGAAGCAGUCCUUAAUGUCCUCACUCCAGUUCUGUCUGAUGAGAAGAGCUCUUUAGAGGUAGUGGGCAUCACUGCUCUGGCAUGUGGAAUGAUUGCAGUGGGUACAACAAACCAGCUGGUUGUGGAGGCUCUAGUCACGACACUUUUGGCUAAAUCUGAGACUGAACUUAAGGACACAUAUGCCAGAUUCAUUUCCCUUGGACUUGCUCUUGCAUACCUUGGUUGCCAAGACAAGUGUGAGGUGGUCCUCUCCUGCAUCGAAAACCUGCCUGCCCCCUUCCGUCAGAUGACAGCCACCCUGAUUGAAGUCUGUGCUUAUGCUGGAACUGGUAAUGUUUUGAAGGUCCAGGAAAUGCUCCACAUCUGCACUGAUCACUAUGACCAAGAGGAAACAAAAUCCAAGGAUAAGAAGGACAAGGAUAAGGACAAGAAGGAGGACAAAGAUAAAGAUAAGAAAGAGGAGAAAGAUAAGGCAGAAGAAAAGGAGGUUGAUCUCUCAUCACAGCAAGCUGUUGCUGUCUUAGGUAUUGCACUUAUUGCCAUGGGUGAGGAUAUUGGAGCAGAGAUGUCGUUCCGCCAGUUUGGCAACCUGUUGCGCUAUUGUGAGCCAGUUAUUAGAAGAGCUGUUCCUCUUGCCCUUGGCCUCAUCUCUGUUUCAAACCCAAGGCUCAACAUCCUGGACACUCUUAGCAAGUUCUCCCAUGACUCAGACACUGAUGUGGCUCACAAUGCUAUCUUUGCCAUGGGUCUUGUAGGGGCAGGAACAAAUAAUGCCAGGCUAGCAGCCAUGCUCAGACAACUGGCCCAGUACCAUGCUAAAGACCCGAACAACCUGUUCAUGGUCCGUCUGGCACAAGGCUUGACUCAUCUAGGUAAAGGAACCAUGACUCUGUCUCCCUACCACAGCAACAGGCAGCUUAUGUCACCAGUUGCUGUUGCAGGUCUCCUGGCCACCUGUAUGGCAUUCCUUGAUACCAAGACCUUAAUCCUAGGCAAGAGCCACUAUCUGCUGUACUGCCUUGUCACAGCGAUUCAGCCACGCAUGUUGGUCACUUUUGAUGAACAGCUAAACCCACUCCCAGUAUCUGUUCGUGUUGGUCAGGCUGUCGAUGUGGUUGGGCAAGCAGGCAAGCCCAAAACAAUCACCGGUUUCCAAACGCACACAACGCCAGUCUUGCUUGCACAUGGAGAAAGGGCAGAGCUUGCCACUGAUGAGUACCUUCCCCUCACAUCUAUCAUGGAGGGCUUCGUAAUUCUUAAGAAAAAUCCAGACUACGAGACAUAGGUCGUGGGAACAAUAGGCUUUCGUAAACUUCACUAGGUCGCUCUAGUAUUGUAUUUUUUUAUUUCUAAUAUUUGCCCCUCUAGAUGGUAAUUUAAUGAUGGAAGGCAAGAGUAACAUUUUCCUUAAAAGUCUCUUUUCCUAUAGUUGAAUAUAAUGAAAAAUUCAUGUGAUCUUGUAAUUCAUAAGCCAUCAGCAGAUGCACCUCAGGCAAAAAAAAAUUGAAUCUUGAGAAACUUUUAUAAUAUUUAGUUCAACAUAUUCAAGUAACUAUUUUUCCGGUGACAAAGUCUGGGGUCUCUUUUUUUUAAGUUAUCAGGGUGAAGCAGAUGUCAUGUCAAAUGAAUGAGUGUGAUAUGUGUAAAAGUUACAUUUACUUUAAGGAUAUGUUUAGCAGAUUUGUAUUUAAUAAACAAACGAACUGUU